AUGAAGUUUUACCAGCACCCUCUGGCCUUGGCAUUUGCGGUAGAUGAAAUCAACACGAAUUCCAAGAUCUUGCCUAAUGUCACACUUGGGUUCCACAUCUAUGACACUUACAAUGAUGAUAAGAUGACCUACCACACCACUCUGGACCUUCUCUAUAAACUCCGUAGAUAUUUUCCUAAUUAUGAAUGUGACGUCCAGAAGAACCUAAUGGCCAUCAUAGGUGGACUUGGUUCUGAUGUUUCCUUUCACAUGGUGGACAUUCUGCUUCUCUAUAAGAUUCCCCAGCUCCACCAAUAUCUUCAACGCAUUUCAUUUAACAAUUCGGCAGGAGAAACAGUGUCUUUUAAUUAUAAUACAGAAAUAGGAGGUGGCUUUGAUGUCAUGAACUUGGUCAUAUUCCCAAACAAGUCUUAUAAUAAAGUGAAAAUAGGAAAGGUGGGUCCCGAUUAUUUGGAAGGAAAAGAAUUGCUCAUUGAUGAGAACAGCAUUCUGUGGCAGAGUCGCUUUAACCAGGUCGUGCCGAUUUCACUGUGCAAUGAUCGCUGCCAUCCUGGUUAUCAUAAGAAAAAGAGGGAUAAGGAGCUAUUCUGCUGCUAUGAUUGUGUUCCUUGCCCAGAGGGAAAGAUUUCAAACCAGAAAGAUAUGGAGGACUGUAUAAAUUGCCCAGAAGAUCAGUACCCAAGCAAGGACAAAGAUCAGUGCAUUCCCAGGACAAUCAGCUUUCUGUCUUCUGAUGAACCUCUAGGGAUCUGUUUAGCUUCAAUUGCACUUUCUUUUUCCCUAAUCACUGUGUGGGUGCUGGCAAUUUUUAUUAAGCACAGAGAUACCCCUAUAGUCAAAGCCAACAACCGGGAUAUCACCUACGCUCUCCUUGUCUCUCUCUUCCUCUGCUUCAUUUCUUCUUUGCUGUUCCUUGGACAACCUACCAAGGCGACCUGCUUCCUCCAGCAAUCUGCUUUUGGCAUCAUCUUCUCAGUGGCUGUUUCUUGUGUCUUGGCCAAAACCAUCACUGUGGUUGUCGCAUUCAUGGCCACCAAACCGGGGUCCAGCAUGAGGAAAUGGGUGGGGAAAAGAAUAACCAACUCCAUUGUCCUUCUUUGCUCCCUUAUUCAAGCAGGCAUAUGUGUGCUGUGGCUCGGAAUGUCUCCUCCAUACCCAGAUUUAGACAUGAAGUCCCUGAAUACACAGAUGGUAGCACAAUGUAGAGAAGGGUCUGCCAUCAUGUUUUAUAGUGUUUUGGGCUACUUGGGAUUUCUGUCCCUCGUCAGCUUGACCGUAGCUUUCCUAGCCCGGAAGUUGCCAGACACAUUUAAUGAGGCCAAGUUCAUCACCUUCAGCAUGCUGAUGUUUUGCAGUGUUUGGUUGUGUUUUGUCCCAACCUAUCUGAGCACCAAAGGGAAAUACAUGGUAGCUGUGGAGGUCUUCUCUAUCUUGGCUUCCAGUGCCGGGUUACUGGGCUGUAUCUUCUCCCCCAAAUGCUACAUCAUUCUGUUGAGGCCUGAGCUGAAUCAAAGAGGACAGUUAGUACGAAGACGGAAUUAA
Gekko japonicus is the source of this 1542-nucleotide messenger RNA. Its product is annotated as vomeronasal type-2 receptor 26-like. The record is from RefSeq and is a predicted model, not a curated record. Gene Ontology annotation, biological process: G protein-coupled receptor signaling pathway. The transcript is spliced from 4 exons. Gene Ontology annotation, cellular component: membrane. Gene Ontology annotation, molecular function: G protein-coupled receptor activity. NCBI's taxonomy places the organism in Eukaryota, Metazoa, Chordata, Lepidosauria, Squamata, Gekkonidae. Bases 1 to 1542 code for a protein of 513 amino acids.